Molecule: messenger RNA, 2795 nt
Organism: Poecile atricapillus (Black-capped chickadee)
Lineage: Eukaryota; Metazoa; Chordata; Aves; Passeriformes; Paridae
Gene: DNAJB6
Product: DnaJ heat shock protein family (Hsp40) member B6
Exons: 11
Coding region: 194-1234 (346 amino acids)
Biological process (GO): protein refolding; positive regulation of proteasomal ubiquitin-dependent protein catabolic process
Cellular component (GO): endoplasmic reticulum membrane; cytosol
Molecular function (GO): Hsp70 protein binding; ATPase activator activity
Source: RefSeq, a predicted model, not a curated record
GCUGUUCGAGAAACUUCCGGAAGCGGCGGGGCGGAAGUGACGGCGCGCGCUGGCGGCGCUUCCUGUUUGCGGCCGCUGCCGUUUGUCCCGGCGGGAGCCGCGGGAGGGGACGGGCGCGAGCGGCGGCCGCGCUGAGGAGCCACCGGCGGGACUUGAAAGACUUGGCUGCUGUUACCAAGACAACUUGUGAAACAUGGUGGAUUACUAUGAAGUUCUGGGAGUGCAGAAACAUGCCUCAGCAGAGGAUAUCAAAAAAGCGUACCGUAAAUUGGCACUAAAAUGGCACCCCGAUAAAAAUCCAGACAAUAAAGAUGAGGCGGAACGGCAAUUUAAGCAAGUAGCUGAGGCCUAUGAAGUCUUAUCAGAUGCUAAAAAACGUGACAUCUAUGACAGAUAUGGAAAAGAAGGCCUAAUAAAUGGAGGUGGAGGUGGAAAUCAUCAUGAUAAUCCAUUUGAUUUUGGAUUUACAUUCCGCAACCCAGAUGAUGUCUUCAGGGAGUUUUUUGGCGGACGGGACCCCUUUUCAUUUGACUUCUUUGAAGACCCUUUUGAGGACUUCUUUGGAGGCAGGCGGGGUCCAAGGGGAAGCAGAAACAGAGGCGGUGGAGGAUCAUUUUUCUCUGCCUUUGGUGGAUUCCCUGCUUUUGGAAGUGGUUUCUCUCCAUUUGACGCAGGUUUUACUUCGUUUGGCUCACUGGGACAUGGAGGCCUUACUUCAUCGUUCUCCUCUACAUCAUUUGGUGGCAGUGGGAUGGGAAACUUCAAAUCAGUAUCAACCUCAACUAAAAUAGUUAAUGGCAGAAAAAUUACUACAAAGAGAAUUUUUGAGAAUGGACAAGAAAGAGUAGAAGUUGAAGAAGAUGGCCAGUUAAGGUCGCUAACAAUAAAUGGGGAGGCAGAUGAAGAAGCGUUUGCCGAGGAGUGCAGACGGAGAGGACAACACGCGCUGCCCUCCCAGCCGACCCCCCUUCGCCUGCUGAAGUCUCACAAGUCUGCCAGCUGCCCCCGCUUUGCCAGCCAUUACAAUAGUGAUGAGGUGGAAGAACAAGAUAAAAGCCGGGUUACGAGCAGCUUCGAGGCCCCUUUUUAUUUAUCAGGCUGCCAGCAAGUUGGAUUUUACUGCAAGUUUGGAGGAAAAGGUGUGAUGCCGAGCAAGAACUGCUUUUCACACAUCUCCGUGGGGGAUACAAAGAAGGCAGCAAGAGGAGGAAGCAGAAGCAGAGAGAGGAGCUGAAGAAGAAGAAGUCAACCAAAGCGAGUUACUAAAAUGGACUUCUCUGCUAUGCCAAUACCUUUAUAAUAAUGACAACUUCAUGUUACCUUCAAGCACACCUCUUUUGUGUAUAUUUUUUGAUUGUUCACACUGCUACCAAGGAAGUGACUCAUGUUUAAAACUGUACUAAAAUUGCACUAUGUUAUUCCUUUUAGUUUCACGGAGUGGCUUUCUUGCCCGUUCAGGUUAGGGAAUUCAGACAAGGCUGGUCGUGGUUAGAAGUGUGUUGUUUGAAGAUUGGAAAGUGUUACAGGAUUUCUUACCUCUUCCUUCCCUGGGACUAAGACAACACUAGUCUAGUAUUUGUUAUUUGUCCUGUAGGAUAUAAAAGGCAAAUGCCUGCUUGUUUGGUCACUGGCAUCAACAUCAGGUCUGUUGAAAGCAGAGUCCUGUUCACUCAUGUUAUUGGGAGUGGGACUGAGAUAUGAGCUCUUUUAGGGUAAUUUAUGCAAGAUUAAUAAGUGACUUUUAUGGUUGGGUUUUUUGGUUUUUUUUCCCCCAGGCUGGGCAGUUCUGCCCCUGCUAUUAUAAUGUUCCCUCAUAUUAAGUUGUACCAUGAAGUUAUAUCCUCUGAUUUUAAGACAUGUAGUGUAAUGAUGGUCUCCUGUAAGCACUCCUACUGAUUUUUCUAGGCUUAGUUGACUCCUGAUGAAUCAUUUAGUGAAAUCAUUCCUUAUUUUAAAAGUUUAUUUUCAGAACCUAGAGACAAAUCAUCCAAGUGCUACUUUAAAACUGCUCUUGGUUUCUUCUGAGUAGGUUUUAGAUAACAAACAUUUUUUCAGCAUCCAUUUUAGAUUUUAUCAACUUGUUUCUGCAAAAAACUUAUACCUUUAUGUAUGAAGGCAUUUUACAUCGGUUUUAUUGCAGGACUAAUUUUUUUUAGCUUGAAAAGAUGUCUUAGAUCUAAAAUAAAUACACAUUUCCUGGCAAGAUGACUUCCUUGCUUCCCAUACUUGUCUCAUGUGCAUGACACAUUGCUUCUCAUAACCUUUUAGUGUGUACAGAGCCCCUCUGUUGCCUUAAGCAUUUACCUGCAUGUUUCUUGUCAGUGUGUUGUCUCCUUUUUUUAACCUCCAGGUAGGAGUUAGCAGCUUAUGGUUUUGUUUUGUUUCUUUUGUCUUCCUCUUGCCAAUAUGUUGUUGAUGUAACAGCCUUAAACCUGGCAAUAUUGAAAAUCCACAGUUCCUGGAGAAGCUCACUCAUCCUAACGUUUCAAAGAUGUAGGAAUGCACAUAAUUGUGUAAGAGAGGAGCUAAACAGAAAAAGCCAAGUCUGCAUUCUAGCAUGGUUUGAUAUAACAAAUUCUGGUGUCUCUGGUAUUGGAAUGGUUUAGCUUCAAUUCCCCAAUGUAACCCUCUGCAGGCACCACAUAACAUGCAAUAACCAUUUGUGAACUCUCUUAGGGUCUGUAAAUUACGGUUAAGAUCAAGUAAGGACCGAGUACCGGUUUUCUGUCACUUAAGUACCACUUUUUUUUUGUGGAGUGUUACUAAUAUUUAAAAAUAAAGAAAAUCUUCCUUUA